This is a messenger RNA of Aspergillus clavatus NRRL 1, 6438 nucleotides long. RefSeq names its product polyketide synthase alb1 (gene pksP). The transcript is spliced from 5 exons. Gene Ontology annotation, biological process: fatty acid biosynthetic process. Bases 1 to 6438 code for a protein of 2145 amino acids. Gene Ontology annotation, molecular function: phosphopantetheine binding; fatty acid synthase activity; 3-oxoacyl-[acyl-carrier-protein] synthase activity. The record is from RefSeq and is a predicted model, not a curated record. NCBI's taxonomy places the organism in Eukaryota, Fungi, Ascomycota, Eurotiomycetes, Eurotiales, Aspergillaceae.
AUGAUGGAAGACCUCCGUCGCGUCUAUCUCUUCGGUGACCAAACCAUCAGCUGCGACGAAGGGCUGCGAAACCUCCUGCAGGCCAAAAACCACACCAUCGUCGCCUCGUUCUUCGAAAGAUGCUUCCAUGCGCUGCGUCGCGAAAUCUCUAAGCUUCCGCCUUCUCAGCGCAGCCUCUUCCCUCGAUUCACCAGCAUCGCCGACCUCCUCGCCCGGCACCGCGAAUCAGGGACAAACCCGGCGCUGGGGAGUGCGUUGACAUGCAUCCAUCAACUGGGAUGCUUUAUCGACUACCAUGGUGACCGUGGACACCCCUAUCCCUCAGCCGAGGACAGCCUUCUCCUGGGGUCAUGCACAGGACUUCUCAGUUGUGCCGCAGUCAGCUCCUGCAGAAAUGUAGGAGAGCUGCUCCCCCUCGCGGUGGAGGUUGUUGCAAUGGCAAUCCACCUGGGUCUGUGUGUCAUGACAGUCCGGGAUCUUGUGGACUCGUCCUCAUCCUCAACCGGCAGCUGGUCAGUUCUCGUGUCCGACCUUAACGAAGAGGAUGCGAUCAAUCGAAUCGCCCAAUUUCAUGAAAAGCGAGGAAUCAACCCCUCGUCUCGACCAUAUAUCAGCGCAGUUGGCUCCAAGGGUCUCACCAUCAGCGCACCACCGGAAAUCCUGGAUGAGUUCAUCGAAGAAGCGCUUCCAAAGGAAUGCAAGCACUUCAAAGCUCCCGGAGUCCACGGUCCUUACCACGCACCUCAUCUGUACAAUGAGCGAGAGAUCCAGAGCAUGCUCGACUCCUGUUCCGAUAUGAUCUCAAACUAUGCACCUCAUAUUUCUUUGCUUUCAAGUAACACAGGAAAGACAGUCCAGGCACAGAGCACGCGUGAUCUGCUAAAGGUGGCCUUGGAAGAGAUCCUCGUGCGCAGAAUCUGCUGGGACAAAGUCACCGAAUCCUGUCUGUCGAUCGUCCAGUCUACCCCAGGCAAGCUGUGGAAGAUCCUUCCCAUUGCUAGCAGCGCGACUCAAGGUCUAGCGACUGCGCUUCAACGCGUGGGUAAUUGCAGAGUCGAGGUCGACACCGGGGUUGGUGCUCCACAGAUGGACCCCGCCGCGCUCAACCAGACUGGCAACACGUCCCGGUCCAAGAUUGCUAUCAUCGGCAUGUCCGGUCGUUUCCCCGAGGCAGACGGGGUUGAGGCGUUCUGGGACCUACUCUACAAGGGCCUCGACGUCCACAAAACAGUGCCUCCUGAUCGAUGGGACGUCGAUGCGCACGUGGAUUUGACUGGUACAAAGAGAAACACCAGCAAAGUCCCGUUCGGCUGCUGGAUCAACGAGCCUGGAAUGUUCGAUGCUCGUUUCUUUAACAUGUCGCCCCGUGAGGCGCUUCAGGCCGAUCCCGCUCAGCGUUUGGCAUUGCUGACAGCUUACGAAGCGCUGGAGAUGGCCGGGUUUAUUCCUAACAGCACUCCGUCCACUCAGAGAGAUCGGGUGGGCAUCUUCUACGGCAUGACCAGUGAUGAUUAUCGUGAGAUCAACAGCGGCCAGGACAUUGAUACAUACUUUAUCCCCGGCGGCAACCGUGCCUUUACCCCUGGCCGAAUCAACUAUUAUUUCAAGUUCAGCGGACCCAGUGUUAGUGUCGACACGGCCUGUUCGUCGAGUCUUGCGGCUAUCCACCUGGCCUGUAAUGCGAUCUGGAGAAAUGACUGCGACUCGGCCAUCACUGGUGGAGUGAAUCUGCUGACCAACCCAGACAACCAUGCCGGUCUGGAUCGUGGGCAUUUCUUGUCUCGGACUGGAAACUGCAACACCUUCGACGAUGGUGCGGAUGGGUACUGCCGUGCUGAUGGAGUCGGUAGCAUUGUCCUGAAGCGGCUUGAAGACGCAGAGGCUGAUAACGAUCCCAUCCUCGGAGUCAUCAACGCUGCUUAUACGAACCACUCCGCUGAGGCUGUCUCGAUCACUCGACCCCAUGUCGGAGCCCAGGCCUUUAUCUUUAACAAGCUGUUGAACGACACCAACACCAACCCUCACGAGGUCAGCUAUGUGGAAAUGCACGGAACUGGCACCCAGGCUGGCGACGCAGUCGAGAUGCAGUCGGUUCUCGACGUGUUUGCGCCUGAUUGCCGUCGAGGCCCUGCAAACUCCCUCCACCUGGGCUCGGCCAAAUCCAACGUCGGGCAUGGCGAAUCCGCCUCUGGAGUGACAUCGCUAGUUAAGGUGCUGUUGAUGAUGAAGCAGAACAUGAUUCCGCCUCACUGCGGCAUCAAGACCAAGAUCAACCAUAAUUUCCCCACGGAUCUUGCCCAGCGAAAUGUCCACAUCGCACUGAAGCCCACUCCAUGGACCAGACCAGUGUCAGGCAAGCGGAAGAUGUUCCUCAACAACUUCUCCGCGGCAGGCGGAAACACGGCCCUGCUGCUGGAGGAUUCUCCGCUGCGCGAAAUCACUGGACAGGACCCUCGCAACGUGCAUGUGGUGUCCGUAACAGCGCGGUCGCAAAGUGCGCUCAAGCGCAACAUUAACGCCUUGAUCAAAUACAUCGAUACGCACGCGCCAUCAGCACCGGCAAAUGAGAAGAGAUUCCUUGCCAGUCUGGCCUACACCACUACUGCACGUCGCAUUCAUCACCCCUUCCGAGCCACUGCGGUCGGGGCGACCGUGAAAGACAUCCGGGAUGCCCUGCGUCAGCGCGCUGAUCAAGAAAGCACCACUCCUGUCCCCGCGACGGCACCCAAGGUCGGUUUUGUGUUCACCGGCCAGGGGGCUCAGUACAGCGGGAUGGGUAAGCAGCUGUAUGAGGACUGCGCGACGUUCCGAAGCAUUAUCCACCGCUUCGACUGCAUUGCUCGCAGCCAGGGAUUCCCGUCAAUCAUUCACUUGAUCGACGGGAGUGUUCCCGUGGAAGGACUGAGCCCAGUGGUGACGCAGCUUGGAACAACCUGCCUUCAGAUGGCGCUGGUCGACUACUGGAGAGGCUUGGGUGUCAGCCCCGCCUUUGUGUUAGGUCACAGCCUGGGUGAUUAUGCGGCGUUGAAUGCUGCCGGUGUCUUGUCCACAAGUGACACGAUAUACCUGUGUGGUCGUCGUGCGCAGCUCCUCACGGAGCAGUGCCAGAUGGGAACUCAUGCCAUGCUCGCGGUCAAGGCAGCCCUGUCGGACAUCCAACAUUUGCUCGAUGCAGAGGCUCACGCCGUUGCCUGCAUCAACGGGCCAACAGAGACGGUGAUCAGUGGUCUUAGCGGCCACAUUGAUGAACUGGCAGAGCAGCUCACGGGCCAGAGUCUGAAAUCCACUAAGCUCAAGGUGCCAUUUGCUUUCCACUCAGCCCAGGUGACUCCAAUUUUGGACCCAUUCGAGGAUAAGGCCCAGGGUGUUGUGUUCCACAAGCCAUCGGUCCCUUUUGUCUCGGCCCUUACAGGAGAGGUCAUCACCGAGGAAAACUACGAAGUGCUUGGUCCCAGGUAUAUGGUGAAGCAUUGCCGCGAAACUGUCAACUUCCUGGGCGGGCUGGAGGCGACUCGGCACGCGAAGUUGAUGAACGAAACCACAGUCUGGCUGGAGGUCGGAUCCCAUCCCAUCUGCAGCGGAAUGAUCAAAUCCACUUUCGGCCCGCAGGCUACCACAGUUGCUUCGCUUCGCCGUGACGAGGAUCCGUGGAAAAUCAUCUCUAACAGUCUCUCGACUCUGCAUCUCGCGGGUGUCGAGCUGAACUGGAAGCAGUUCCACCAGGGUUUUGACUCGGCUCAUGAGGUGCUCAACCUGCCCCGUUACAGCUGGGAUCUUAAGAACUAUUGGAUUCCGUACACGAACAACUUCUGCCUCACCAAGGGUGCUCCUGUUGCGGCGGAGGCGUCGGCGCCAAAGUCCACGUUCCUCACCACUGCUGCACAGAAAAUCGUCGAGAAUCGGGAUGAUGGAACCAUGGCAACACUGGUGGUCGAGAAUAACAUUGCCGAUCCCGAUCUCAACCGUGUUAUUCAAGGCCACAAGGUGAACGGAGUCGCUCUCACUCCUUCGUCUCUCUACGCGGAUAUUGCGCAAACUCUUGUCGACCACUUGAUCACCACGUACAAGCCAGAGCUGCAGGGCCUGGGCCUGGACGUGUGUGACAUGACCGUGCCCAAACCACUCAUCGCCAAGUCUGGGGACCAGUUCUUCCGGAUCUCAGCUGUCAUGAACUGGGCGGACAAGAAGGCAGCUGUCCAAGUCUACUCCGUGAAUGCAGAGGGCAAGAAGAUGAUCGAGCAUGCGAACUGCACCGUCAAGUUGUUUGACUGUGCCGAUCGUGAGAUGGAGUGGAAACGCAUCUCCUACUUGGUUAAGAGAAGCGUGUCCCUGCUGCAAGACAAAGCUCAGACCGGCGAGGCUCACCGGAUGCAACGCGGCAUGGUGUACAAACUCUUCGCUGCACUGGUCGACUACGACGAGAACUUCAAAUCCAUCCAGGAGGUGGUGCUAGACAGCAAGCAACAUGAGGCCACAGCUAAGGUCAAGUUCCAGGCUCCGGCGGGUAACUUCCACCGCAACCCCUUCUGGAUCGACAGCUUUGGCCACUUGUCUGGCUUCAUCAUGAACGCCAGUGAUGCCACAGACUCGAAGAACCAGGUCUUUGUUAACCAUGGCUGGGAUUCGAUGCGCUGUCUGAAGAAGUUUUCCGCCGACGCCACCUAUCAGACAUAUGUCAAAAUGCAGCCAUGGAGGGACUCCAUCUGGGCUGGUGACGUCUAUGUCUUUGAGGGGGAUGACAUUAUCGCCGUUUAUGGAGGAGUAAAGUUCCAAGCCUUAGCCCGGAAGAUCCUCGACACUGUCCUUCCUCCAGUCGGGGCCGCCAAAGCAGCCAGUGCACCGAUUCAGACCACACCGCAGAAGUUAACGCCCGCCCCCAUCAAGGUCAAGGCUCCUCCAAAGGUUGCGCGGAGCAACAAGCCAGACUCGGCAGCUUCCCGUGUUGUGGCCCGCGCCCUCGAGAUUCUGGCCGCCGAGGUUGGCUUGUCCGAAUCCGAAAUGACCGACGGUCUCAACUUCGCCGACUAUGGAGUCGACUCGCUGCUCUCUCUCACCGUCACGGGUAGAUACCGUGAGGAAUUGAACCUGGAUUUCGAGUCCUCUGUGUUCAUGGAUUAUCCCACCAUCAAGGAUUUCAAGGCCUAUCUGGCGGAGAAGGGCUUUGCGGACGUCAGUAGCCCUGAGCCGUGCAGCGAACCCGAAUCCAAAUAUUCCUUCAACAGCGACGCCUCGUCCGAGGCGUCCAGUGGCCUGACCUCUCCUGGAAUCGCUUCUCCCGUCAAGGAAGAUGUCGUUUCGCCUGGAGACAGCAAGGUUUGGUCCAGCAUUUGCAGCAUCCUCGCGGAAGAAAUCGGCGUCGCGGUCGGAGACAUUGAUCCGAACGACAACCUGCCCGAGAUGGGGAUGGAUUCGUUGUUGUCAUUGACGGUGUUGGGCCGCAUCCGCGAGACCCUCGAUAUGGAUUUGCCGGCGGAGUUCUUCCUCGAAAACCCUACCCUCGAUGCAAUCCAAGUCACUCUGGAUCUGAAGCCCAAGGCUGCACCCCAGGCGACACGGGCCCCCGAGCGCAUCCAACUCCCGGAGAUUAUCACGAACAAGAAGCUCAAGACGACUCAACAUCCCCCCGCGACCUCGAUCUUGUUGCAAGGCAACCCGCGCACUGCCACGAGCAAGCUCUUCUUGUUCCCUGAUGGUUCUGGCUCCGCCUCCUCCUACGCCACAAUCCCCGCUCUGUCUCCGGAUAUCUGUGUCUACGGUCUCAACUGCCCCUACAUGAAGACACCGCAGAACCUCAAAUGCAGCCUCGAGGAACUUACCGAGCCAUACUUGGCGGAGAUCCGCCGGCGUCAACCUACUGGACCCUACAACUUCGGUGGCUGGUCGGCUGGCGGAAUCUGUGCCUUUGAUGCGGCCCGUCAGCUGAUUCUGGAGGAAGGGGAGGUCGUGGAGCGGCUCCUCCUGCUCGACUCUCCCUUUCCCAUUGGCCUGGAGAAGCUGCCUCCCCGCCUAUACGGCUUCUUCAACUCGAUCGGUCUCUUUGGGGACGGCAAGAGGGCACCUCCCGAUUGGUUGCUGCCGCACUUCCUGGCCUUUAUCGAUUCGCUGGACGCCUACAAGGCUGUUCCGCUCCCGUUCACGGAGAGCGCAUGGGCCGAUAAGAUGCCCCAGACGUAUCUUAUCUGGGCCAAGGAUGGCGUCUGCGGCAAGCCAGGCGACCCCCGGCCGGAGCCCCCAGCGGAUGGCUCCAAGGACCCGCGGGAGAUGCAAUGGCUGCUCAAUGACCGCACAGAUCUGGGUCCCAACAAGUGGGACACUCUGGUGGGGUCCGAGAACAUUGGGGGAAUCCAUGUGAUGGAGCAAGCGAAUCACUUCACAAUGACGACAGGAGAGAAGGCGAAGGAGUUGUCUGCGUUCAUGGCGCAGGCGAUGAGCUCCUAG